Molecule: messenger RNA, 1840 nt
Organism: Aricia agestis (brown argus)
Lineage: Eukaryota; Metazoa; Arthropoda; Insecta; Lepidoptera; Lycaenidae
Gene: MFS3
Product: sialin
Exons: 11
Coding region: 341-1816 (491 amino acids)
Biological process (GO): transmembrane transport; monoatomic anion transport
Molecular function (GO): transmembrane transporter activity
Source: RefSeq, a predicted model, not a curated record
AGUGUGCAAAUUGUUAAAUGUAUUUUGCAAUCCUCGAAUACAUGACUUACAUGACCUCGAAAUCCUCGAAUCAGAAUUCGUCCUGAAAGCUCGUCCCAGUUUUUGAAGGUCACCUUGAGGACGGAUUUUCUUAAAAAGCUUGCGCGUUCGUGCACUCAGUGGUAUUGCUGGAUGUUGCAUCAAGUUUUCAUUUGUUUAAAUAUACUGCGUACGUGAUUUAAACGCGAUUACGUCUGCAGCGGCCAGUGUGGACUGUGGGCCAGUGUGGGCCAGUGUGAUAUUGUUAUUCAUACAAAGAGGCUUUUCGUUCCUUUGGUCAAUUUUACGUGAAAUUAUAAACAUGAAAGUUGUCCGUGCGACGGGAAAUAUUUUGUGGAAUGUCAUUCCAGCGCGCUACAUUCUGGCCAUCCUGGGUUCUAUCGGGAUGGCCAUUGUCUAUGGCCUGAAGGUUAAUCUGUCGGUGGCAAUGGUGGGGAUGUUGAACCACACAGCUCUCAAGAAGGCCACCCCUGAUAAAUUAACAGGAGAACCAGAAUGUGCCGAUUUCGAUGCUCAAGAAAGUGGAGUAGAAUCUGAUGGGCCGUUUGGUUGGGGUGGUGACGUGCAAGGACUUAUCUUGAGUUGUUACUUUUGGGGAUAUUUCGUGUCACAAAUACCAGGAGGUCGUGUCGCGGAACUGUUUUCGGCGAAAUGGGUGAUGUUCUUCAGCGUGACGAUCAAUGUGGUCUGCACGCUGCUCACUCCCCCCAUGGCGGAGUUACACUACGCUGGUGUUAUCGUCAUGAGGAUUGGCGAGGGCAUUGGAGGAGGUGUGACGUUCCCGGCGAUGCACGUGCUGCUGUCGAAGUGGGCUCCGCCAGCCGAGCGAAGUGUGAUGGCGGCGUUGGUGUACGCGGGCACGUCGCUCGGCACCGUCAUAUCUAUGCUGAUGGCUGGUGGUUUGACUGUUGCUGCAGGUUGGGCGAGUGUGUUCUACGUGAUGGGAGGCUUAUCUUGCAUCUGGUGUGUGCUGUGGGUGUUUCUGGUGCAGGACUCGCCGCAGCAGCAGAGGAUCAUCACGCAGGAGGAGAGGGAUAUGAUCGUUGAAUCACUCGGCAAUACUGAGGAAACUUCGAAAAAGAAGCAGCCAGUGCCGUGGAAGUCGGUGUUCACAUCGGCGCCGUUCCUGGCGAUCCUGGUGGCGCACACGUGCUCCAACUGGGGCUGGUACAUGCUGCUCAUAGAGCUGCCCUUCUACAUGAAGCAAGUGCUCAAGUUUAAUAUGGCACAGAACACAGUAACGACAGCCAUGCCGUUCUUGUCACUGUGGCUGUUCAGCAUGAUACUCAGCAAGACGCUGGACACCCUGCGGGAGAAGGGAAAAAUCAGCACCACCGUUGCCAGGAAAGUCGGCACAUUGUUUGCGUCCGCGGUGCCAGCGGUGUGUAUGCUGGCGCUGUGCUUCGUGGGAUGUUCGCGUGCCGCGGCGGUGGCGCUGAUGGCGAUCGCGGUGACCAGCAUCGGCGGGAUGUUCUGCGGGUUCCUCUCCAACCAUAUCGACAUCGCACCUAAUUUCGCUGGUACUCUCAUGGCUAUAACGAACACUGUGGCAACAAUCCCCGGCAUCAUUGUGCCGAUCUUCGUUGGACACAUCACUGAUGGAAAUCAAACAAUAAGCGCAUGGAGAGUAAUCUUCUUCGUGACAAUUGGACUGUAUAUUAUAGAGAUAGUGGUUUAUACUCUAUACGGUUCGGGAGAACAACAACCUUGGAACAAUGUGACUGAAGAGGGUCAAGACAGGAAUGAUUCCAAACGACUGAAGACUGAUGUAGAUUAGAAAGUUUUUAUGAUUUAUUAAGUU